AACUACGGAUGAUAGUUUAAGAGAACACUUUGAAAAAUGGGGCACUCUCACAGAUUGUGUGGUGAUGAGAGAUCCCCAAACAAAACGUUCCAGAGGCUUUGGCUUUGUGACUUAUUCUUGUAUAGAAGAGGUAGAUGCAGCAAUGUGUGCUCGGCCACAUAAGAUUGAUGGACGUUUAGUAGAACCAAAGAGAGCCCUUUCUAGAGAGGAUUCUGUAAAACCUAGUGCACAUCUAACCGUGAAGAAAAUUUUUGUUGGUGGUAUUAAAGAAGAUACAGAAGAAUAUAAUUUAAGAGACUACUUUGAAAAGUAUAGCAAGACUGAAACUAUAGAAGUUAUGGAAGAUCGACAGAGUGGAAAGAAGAGAGGAUUUGCAUUUGUAACUUUUGAUGAUCAUGAUACAGUUGACAAAAUUGUUGUUCAGAAAUAUCAUACUAUUAAUGGGCAUAACUGUGAGGUGAAAAAAGCCCUUUCCAAGCAAGAGAUGCAGUCUGCUGGGUCACAAAGAGGUCGUGGAGGUGGCUCAGGCAAUUUUAUGGGACAAGGAGGAAACUUUGGUGGUGGUAGUGGAAACUUUGGCCAUAGUGGACAUUUUGGUGGAAGAGGUGGUUAUGGUGGUGGUGGUAAUGGCAGCAGAGGCAGUUAUGGAGAUGGAGAUGGUGGAUAUAAUGGAUUUGGUGGAGAUGGUGGCAACUAUGGAGGUGGUCCUGGCUACAGAAGUAGAGGGGGUUAUGGUGGUGGUGGUGGACCUGGAUACGGAAACCAAGGUGGUGGAUAUGGUGGUGGAGGUGGAGGAUAUGAUGGUUACAAUGAAGGAGGAAAUUUUGGUGGUGGUAACUAUGGUGGCAGUGGGACCUAUAAUGAUUUUGGAAAUUAUAGUGGGCAGCAGUAA
Gracilinanus agilis (Agile Gracile Mouse Opossum) is the source of this 892-nucleotide messenger RNA. RefSeq names its product heterogeneous nuclear ribonucleoprotein A3-like. The transcript has a single exon. Gene Ontology annotation, molecular function: RNA binding. Bases 65 to 892 code for a protein of 275 amino acids. The record is from RefSeq and is a predicted model, not a curated record. Lineage: Eukaryota; Metazoa; Chordata; Mammalia; Didelphimorphia; Didelphidae.